AUGUGUAUAUUUGUGACGUAUUUGUGGUUUAUAUUUAUUUUCACUUUGAUUGUUGUUGUUGGUCAGAUUUCAGAAGCAGACCUGAGUCCAGAGCUUCAGCCUCUAUCAUCCUCCAACAUCCUGAUGGUAGAAGUGGACAACAUUCAACAUGAACAGUUCACGGUCACAGAGGAGGUCAAGGCGCUAACAGCAGAGAUAGUGAAGACCAUCAGGGACAUCAUUGCACUGAACCCCCUCUACAGAGAGUCGGUCCUCCAGAUGAUGCAGGCAGGUCAGAGAGUGGUUGAUAAUCCCAUCUACCUCAGCGACAUGGGAGCCGCUCUGACAGGAGCAGAGUCACAGGAGCUACAGGACGUCCUGGAAGAGAUCAAUAUCCCGAAACGUCUCUACAAGGCUCUGUCUCUGCUGAAGAAGGAGUACGAGCUCAGUAAACUGCAGCAGCGUCUGGGCCGAGAGGUGGAGGAGAAGAUCAAACUGACCCACAGGAAGUACCUGCUGCAGGAGCAGCUCAAGAUCAUUAAGAAGGAACUAGGUCUGGAGAAAGAGGACAAAGACGCUAUCGAGGAGAAGUUCAGAGAGCGACUCAAAGAGAGGACCGUCCCACAUCACAUCAUGGACGUCAUCAACGAAGAACUCAACAAACUGGGACUUCUGGACAACCACUCGUCAGAGUUCAAUGUAACCCGUAACUACCUGGACUGGCUGACCAGCAUGCCCUGGGGUACCAACAGUGAAGAGAACUUAUCACUAGGAAGAGCCAAAGAGGUUCUAGAAGAAGACCAUUAUGGAAUGGAUGAUGUAAAGAAGCGCAUAUUGGAAUUCAUAGCAGUGAGCCAGCUGCGUGGCUCCACCCAGGGGAAGAUCCUGUGUUUCUAUGGCCCUCCAGGUGUAGGAAAGACCUCCAUUGCCCGCUCCAUAGCCAGAGCCCUCAACAGACAGUACUACAGGUUCAGCGUGGGAGGCAUGACCGAUGUGGCUGAGAUCAAAGGACACAGGAGGACGUAUGUUGGAGCAAUGCCAGGGAAGAUUAUCCAGUGCCUGAAGAAAACCAAGACAGAGAACCCGUUGGUGCUGAUAGACGAGGUCAGUGUGAUGGUGCUGUGUCUGAUGAGUUCAUUAUGAAUCAAAAUCAGGAACAUUGAUAUUAUAGCAGUAAGUCUGCCGAUGUGGCAUUAACUGUCUGCUAUGAACAGAUUGUUACUGGCUACUUCUUUAGCUUCAGUUACCUGUAGAUGACUUGGCCCAUAACUGGGGAUGGAGCUUCAUCAAGGUGACACAGAGUGACAUGUGGACGACCAUUGUUUGUAUGUAGAUAGCUUCAAUCAUAGCAUGAAAUCCUACUUUCAUAUACUUUUUAACCAUUCACUCGCACUAUAUACUAAAACGUGUGUUUCAUACCUGGGCCUUCAGUGCUGUCCUACUACAGUUGAACCUCCUCCUAAUAACCUCAUUAUGACGCCACACAC
This is a messenger RNA of Anarrhichthys ocellatus (wolf-eel), 1466 nucleotides long. RefSeq names its product lon protease homolog, mitochondrial-like. Gene Ontology annotation, molecular function: ATP-dependent peptidase activity; ATP binding; serine-type endopeptidase activity. The record is from RefSeq and is a predicted model, not a curated record. Gene Ontology annotation, biological process: chaperone-mediated protein complex assembly; protein catabolic process; mitochondrion organization. The transcript has 9 exons. The coding region runs from base 1 to 1122 and encodes 373 amino acids. Gene Ontology annotation, cellular component: mitochondrial matrix. Lineage: Eukaryota; Metazoa; Chordata; Actinopteri; Perciformes; Anarhichadidae.